AGAAAGAAAGAAAGGCUUUUAAGACCUGGGACUCUACUAGUACUCUUAGCAAACUCACAAACAAACCAAAAUUGUUGUAAAUGGAGACAAUGAGGGGUUUGGAGAGAACAGUGGAGUGGCUUAGACCCUUUGUUCAGACAAAGACCUGGGACUAUUGUGUUGUUUGGAAACUAGGAGAUGAUCCAUCUAGGUUUAUUGAAUGGAUGGGUUGCUGUUGUAGUGGUGGUUAUAGAUUUGUUGCUAAUGUGAAAGAGGAAAGAGGUGUGGAGCAUCAUUUGAGUCCUCUUUGCAAAGAUGGUCACUUCCAGCAUCCCAUAAGCACAAAGGCUUGUGAAGCUCUUGCUCAACUUCCUUCUUCUAUGCCACUGUAUUCUGGGGUUCAUGGUGAAGUUGUCAUAUCAACCCAACCCAGGUGGAUUUGCGAUGCCAAUGCCUUGGAUUCAGAUAUUUCAAACGACAAACUCGGAACCCGAGUUCUGAUCCCAGUUGUUGGUGGUCUUAUUGAGCUCUUUGUCGCAAAGCAUCUACCAAAAGACCAAAAGAUCAUAGAGUUCAUUACAGCUCAGUUUAACAUCUCUUUAGACCAAGAUGCCAAGAGUGUCUGGAACACUGCCAAUGUGAAACUCAGUGAACAUCAUCUUGCUCCAUUGCCUGAAGAGUACUCACAACAUUGGCCUGGAAUACAAGCUCUUUCUCCGGUGACCCAGUCCAGCUCCUAUCCUAGUGUUGAGGGAUUAUCAAGUGGAUCCACUCGUUCCAGUGAAUGUCCAUUUGACUUAAAUUGUGGUUAUAUACCACUACAUGGUUCUAUGAAUCAGUCAAUUGGAAAAUCUUCUGGCUCUAAAAAGCCUGAGUACAAUGUGAGUUCAUUGAAGACAAAAUUGGCAUUAAAUUGUGGCAAUGUGGUAGAAAAAGAGAAGGAAAAAGUUAUCCAGGAACCAAAAACAAAAAAAUUCCAUUCAAAAAAUCUCGCCACAGAGAGGAAAAGAAGGCACAGGAUUAAAGAUGGGCUCUUCACUCUACGUGCUUUAGUCCCAAAGAUAACCAAGAUGGAUAGAGCUGCGAUUGUUGGAGAUGCAAUUGAAUAUAUACAAGAGUUGCAGAAGGAGGUUGAGCAACUUAACGAUGAGCUCAGGGAAAUGGAAGAAGAGGACUGCGAAAAGAAUAAAGCAGAGUUGAAGAUCUUAAAACCAAACAGAACAAAUGGUGGCACCACAUGUUUUGCUCCUACUGAGCAAAAACCGGAAUCAUCCAGCCUUGGAGAAAAGAAGCAAACAGAGGUGCAAGUGGAAGUGAGCCAGAUAGGCCAAAGAGACUUCUUGAUUAAGAUCAUCUGUGAGCAGAAGCGAGGUGGGUUUGCGAGGUUCAUGGAGGCUAUAGAUUCCUUAGGACUUCAAGUAGCCGAUGCCAAUGUCACCACAUUCUGUGGCCAGGUCUUGAACAUUCUCAGAGUUGAGGCAAACACAGACAUUAAGCCGAAGAAGUUGAGGGAUGCUUUGUUCGAGCUAGUAGACUGUAGACUAUCACAAUAGACGGAAGAUAGAAUGUGUGGUAUUGAUUUCAGAAAGCAAAGGGUAUGACAAAGUUUUGACACCUCCUCUAACCAUAUAGUAUCACUCAAUAUUGCAUGAUCAUUGAUACAUCAACUUUGAAAUCCAAUUUAGUAAAGUAGAUCUUGAAAAUAUGAAAGUAGAAAAGGGUAAAAUUGCAGCUUUCUAAUUUUGUAGUUUUUCUUCAAGUCGGUUUAUGAUAGAUGGAGCUCAUCAAGUGUGUCUUGUACAUAACUUUCUUACCUCUUGUUUCAUUUGCGAGACAUUUAGGCAUACUACUUUUGAAUUUG
Quercus lobata is the source of this 1840-nucleotide messenger RNA. RefSeq names its product basic helix-loop-helix (bHLH) DNA-binding superfamily protein. The coding region runs from base 81 to 1532 and encodes 483 amino acids. The transcript has 8 exons. Gene Ontology annotation, molecular function: sequence-specific DNA binding; protein dimerization activity; DNA-binding transcription factor activity. Gene Ontology annotation, biological process: regulation of DNA-templated transcription. Gene Ontology annotation, cellular component: nucleus. NCBI's taxonomy places the organism in Eukaryota, Viridiplantae, Streptophyta, Magnoliopsida, Fagales, Fagaceae. The record is from RefSeq and is a predicted model, not a curated record.